AUGAAAUCGACAAUUUCUCAAUCCUUUAAGAUUGUUGUUGUUGGCAGUUCAGGUGUCGGCAAGACAGCAAUCGUUCAGCGCCUUAUCGAUGGUACAUUCCGUGAGGAAGGUCAGUCAACAGUUGGCGUAGAAUUCAAAUCCUUCAUCUGUCCACUCGAAGAUCAGAGCGUCAAACUCCAAAUUUGGGAUACAGCUGGUCAAGAGCGUUUCAAAUCAGUUUCAAAGGCAUACUUCAGAAACGCUGUUGGCGCAAUUCUUGUUUAUGAUAUCACAAACGAAACUUCAUUCGAAGAACUUUCUACAUGGCUUAACGAUCUUCAGGCACUUUGCAAUCCAAACGCUUACAUCCUCCUUGUUGGUAACAAGGGCGAUCUCGAAUCUCAGAGACAAGUUGGCGUACAGCAAGCUAAGGACUUUGCUGAACAGCAUAAGCUUGAAUAUAUCGAAACAUCUGCUCUUUCAGGACAGAACGUUUCUGAAUCUUUCACAAGACUUGCUUAUGGUGUUGCAACCCGCGUUAAUAACGGUCAAAUUCAGAUUACUAGUGGAGCACAAAAGGCUUCUCCGUUCAAGGUCGAUGAGCCACCAAAACAACAACAAUCAUCUGGCGGCUGUUGCUAA
Messenger RNA from Trichomonas vaginalis G3, 621 nucleotides. RefSeq names its product small Rab GTPase RabA6. The transcript has a single exon. The record is from RefSeq and is a predicted model, not a curated record. Gene Ontology annotation, molecular function: GTP binding; GTPase activity. NCBI's taxonomy places the organism in Eukaryota, Parabasalia, Trichomonadida, Trichomonadidae. The coding region runs from base 1 to 621 and encodes 206 amino acids.